AUGGCGUCCCGGCCCCCGGCCGCCUCCGCUGCUCCGAGCUCGGGGCGCCCGCGCCCUCCCGGCCGCCCUCGGCCUGCCCACCGGCCUCCCACAGCAGCCGGCGCCUCGGCUGAGGAGACGGUGAGCAGCUGGCUCACGCAGGCGGGGCUGCCCGGACCACCGCCGGUCCAGCACUCGGUCAGCACUGCAGGCCGAGCCCCGGACUUGAGCGCCCGGCCCCAGCGGCAGCCUCCUCCCUCGGCUCCUCCCAGCACGUUCGUAGGGCUGAUUCCGCCUUCGGGGCUCUCCGCCUCGGCCAAUCACUCUCUCAGCUAUUUUCCCCUGGGCAUUUCCGAUCCUAGCCAUGGGGUCCCUGAGUUUAUCUCUGUUGGGUAUGUGGACUUGUACCCUAUCAUCACAUAUGACAGUGUCACUAGACAGAAGGAGCCACGGACCCCACGGAUAGUAGAGAACCUGGCAUCAGAUCACUGGGAGAGGUACACCCAACUGAAUCAGGAAGAAACUUUUCCAAGGAUUGCAACUCUCUUCUGCAGAGCUCCUGUCUUUUACCUUCCACAAAUUUCCAUAAUGUGGAUGAAAAAUAGGGAAGAAGUGGAGUAUGGAGAUAUUCUUCCCAGUGGGGUUGGAACCUACCAGACCGAGCUGGACCCUCAGGGCAGCAACCUCUACUCCUGUCACAUGGAGCACUCUGACCUCCGUGUUGUUCAUGACAUCCAGGAAUCGGGAACCAAAACUGUCUUUGGAGCCAGUGUUCUCGCCAUUGUUGUGACUGGAGUUGGUAUUCUGGCCUGGAGAAGACCCGAGGCCAUCCUUGUUAUUAAUGACUAUUGA
Dipodomys ordii (Ord's kangaroo rat) is the source of this 831-nucleotide messenger RNA. Its product is annotated as major histocompatibility complex class I-related gene protein. The record is from RefSeq and is a predicted model, not a curated record. Gene Ontology annotation, cellular component: external side of plasma membrane. Gene Ontology annotation, biological process: immune response. NCBI's taxonomy places the organism in Eukaryota, Metazoa, Chordata, Mammalia, Rodentia, Heteromyidae.